AUGUCUGUGAUUGUAGAUGUUACCAUGGUUGGGGGCCCUUCCGGUAGCCAAUACCAGGAAGUCCAAGCCUGGAAGGUCGGGAAACUCAUCACCAAGCUCACCGUUUUCAAGCAGGAGAACAGAGUGAGAGGUGCCUACGUGUGGAAGAAUGGAGAGGGCCAGUACGAUGGAGCCACUUUCGGCCACAUCUGGUUCACCACCAGCAACGGUCGCAACUUCGAUGCGGGGCCUGGCAAGUGGGGCAGUGAAACCAAACUUGACGUUGGGUCGGGCUACCUGGUUGGCGUGGAAGCUAGUACCGGUUCAGACAUUAACAACUGGGGCUUUGUCUUCCUCAAGCCGCUGCUUCUCCUCACUCUCACUGAUGUGGAGUACCCCAGCCUCAAUGAGAUGGGUGGUAUUGUACCCGUCACCCUUGACAGUCUCGACGAGACUAACGACAGCAAGAAUUCCGACCUCAAUUGGACUCUGGAAGGCUCCAAGAGCGAGACAAUCUCAUGGGAGUUUUCCAAGGCUGAGGGCCUCACUGCAACUGUAGGCUUUCAGGUUUCUGCUGGGAUUCCAGAGAAUGGACUUGGAGAAACAGGGAGCUUCCAGUGGGAGGUGAGCAAUUCAAGCACCAGGACAGCCAGCCACAGCCAGGUGACUGAUCUCAAGUGGUCAACAGGCGGUGUUCUGGGGUUACUGCAUCUGCUCUCACCCAGCCAGGAUAUUCCGGUGGGGACGCUUCAAUUUCCUCUUCCUCUAGGGCAGACAAGCUUGCGCGCCCGGUUUUCUCGCAGGGCAUGGAAGAAGCUGGGGGCUAAGCUCGAUCGACGCGCGCGUCCAUGGCCUUCUUCAGUAUCGGCAAUGUAG
Messenger RNA from Selaginella moellendorffii, 855 nucleotides. RefSeq names its product aerolysin-like protein. The record is from RefSeq and is a predicted model, not a curated record. The transcript is spliced from 3 exons. The coding region runs from base 1 to 855 and encodes 284 amino acids. NCBI's taxonomy places the organism in Eukaryota, Viridiplantae, Streptophyta, Lycopodiopsida, Selaginellales, Selaginellaceae.